Messenger RNA from Menidia menidia (Atlantic silverside), 2334 nucleotides. The record is from the annotation of a GenBank genome assembly. NCBI's taxonomy places the organism in Eukaryota, Metazoa, Chordata, Actinopteri, Atheriniformes, Atherinopsidae.
UGCUCCAGGCCUAUGAACAGGGACGGGGAAUUAUGAGAAAUCACAUGAUGUUGUUGACACAGAGCCAGCGGGGAGAUAAAAGCCCUGUAGUGUUGCAAAGCUUAACAGAGCGUCUCAGAGUCAUUCAAGGGACACUUCUACAACUUUAACCAGCUAAAGGUUUAAAACGGGAAAGAAACAUUAAUAACUUCAUAUAUAAUUCCCUAAAAAGAUAAGAAAACCUGGGGGGAUUAUCUUUGAAGAAAACAAGGAUACAUUAAUCAGCGAGUCCUUCAACUUUCAAAGUGUUUUCUGUAAAAUUGAAUGUAGGAUGUCCCUGAUCCUUACAUCCUAACUCAGUAUCCAGAUAUUUUAAGAUGACAGAAGGAAAGGUAAACUAGGGGAAUUUCCUGCUUUCGGAAAACCCAGCUCUGAAGAGUGGGGGGAGGAGAUUCAGUAUAAAGAGCAACAUGUGGCUCAGAAGCACAGUGGAAAUGCUCAGCUUGUAUCCAGCAUGAGACCGUAUCCCCAGCUCGCCAUUCAGCUCGCCCUCCUGAGUCUUUACUGUCUACUGACCACAGUCCGGGAGUCAAACGGCACGUUUGUCCCAGGAAGAUGUUUGUGUCCAAAGACACAGCCACGCAUCAGGGGGCAACUAAAGGAGCUCUUAGUUGUGCCCGAAUCUGCCAGCUGUAGCAAUGUCACAGUUAUAGUGACAUUGAAGCGUAAUGAUGCAACAGUGUGCCUGGAUCCAGGAGCACCGAUGGCCAAACAACUCAUCCGCUGCUGGAAUAGAGCUCACAAAUUGGGCCGUGAUGUGAAGGUGUGUCUGAGGAGGAGGAGAGUGAAAGGCGGACGACGCCAGCAGCCCCAACAGAGGAGACGUGGCCAGAAAAAGAAUCCGCCUCUGGCCCCCAACAGUUAAGCAGACUGAAAAAAUGGCAUGAAGACUUCAUCAUGGGGAAUAUGUGUACAGACUAGUUGUUACUGCACUGUGGGCUGUUGAUAUCCGAUUCAGUUCAUCAAUACCUGUUAAAAAAAACAGCACUACCACUUUUCUUUCAACAGAUGUCAAAAGGCUCAGAUAUUAUGUUCUCUGAGUUUCGGUCUGAGGUGUAAAUAUCUUUGGAAGGCCACCAGCAAAGAGAUUGUUUGUGUCUUCUGCAAAAGAGAACUGUUGUGUCAAACACUAAGCCCUGGAGGCUUGUUAUAAACAGUGACAGGUUGUGCUUCAGAGAAUUGUUAAAUGGUCAGUAUAUUGUUCAUAUGUGGUCCUGUAUAAGCAACUGAAAAAUAUAAGACAAAUGACUGUUUUGGUAUUUAUUUUUUUAUGAAUAUAAUGUCUGAAAAAUUAUUUCCCAUACAUUUUAAAUAAAUGUAUCAGAACAAUUCUAUGGUUGUGUGAUUUUAGAUUAAAGGCUUUGAUAUCCCUUCAUAAUUAAAGGAAGGGGAGGAUGAUUCACUCCUCAGCAGAAUACAAUGGGUCAGUUAAACCUCAGCCUUAGGUAAUAAACUAAAGGCCAAGAGUCAGCAGCGGAGAAGAAGUAGACACAUUCCACUCAAAAUCACUGAAAAAGUACGUAACAGAAGUAAACUGUUUUGUUAUUAUAAUAGAACAUUGCGCUUAAAUCAGAAGAAUUUGUUUUUUGUAAAAAUAAAACAAGCAAAACAAAAACAAAGAGCAGUGAUUAGGAUUUCUAUGGACAGCAGUUGGCGCUGCACUUUAAACCCAGUACUGCUCAGGUUAAUAAGAACAUAUGAAGGGAAGUGCCUUAUGAUAGCUUAUCAUUGGGUUUAACAUAUGGCAGAGAGUUCUUGUAAAUCCUAUGACAGGAUGGUCUUUCAUAAAAUCCCAGAGUGCACAUUGCCCCCCCUCCCUGCCACUUGCACACCAACUCAAACAUAGUACUUUGUCCUUCACCCAUGUUGAUGUUGGUAGGAUAAAGUAAAUAGCAAAAGCGUGCACAAACAUGCUUAGCUUUCAUUUUGGAAAAUCACGAAUAUGUGAGAACUCUUGCGAAACUAUCAUCUCGUUCCCAUUAACUGCUUGAAAGCACAUGUUAAACUGGAAAGUGAAAGUAAACUGAAAAACAGAGCUUGCUUUGUCAAAAACAUCAAUAGUUAAGACUUCAUUCUUCAUGUUUUAUCAGUGAUCACAGUAAAGAAAUCUGUGUGAAAGUCAAAUAUCAUUUAUUACUGACCCUGUCAUGCCAUGUAGAGUAAACCUCCUUAAAAUCCAAUAAAUGAGUGUAACUAAGUCUAAGUUACCAAGUUACCAAGUCUAGUUUUUUCUAAUGAUCCGUGAUGAUUUUUAAGCUGUGUUAUUUUCUAAAAGAACUUCAAAACUGGUUCAGU